Messenger RNA from Eleginops maclovinus (Patagonian blennie), 3293 nucleotides. It is a transcript of the gene vipr1b, whose product is annotated as vasoactive intestinal peptide receptor 1b. Gene Ontology annotation, cellular component: plasma membrane. NCBI's taxonomy places the organism in Eukaryota, Metazoa, Chordata, Actinopteri, Perciformes, Eleginopidae. Gene Ontology annotation, molecular function: vasoactive intestinal polypeptide receptor activity; peptide hormone binding; G protein-coupled peptide receptor activity. The transcript has 13 exons. Bases 236 to 1498 code for a protein of 420 amino acids. The record is from RefSeq and is a predicted model, not a curated record. Gene Ontology annotation, biological process: adenylate cyclase-modulating G protein-coupled receptor signaling pathway; cell surface receptor signaling pathway.
UGUGUUGUUUACCUGCCCUGUACCUAAUCAGUUUUCACCUUUAACAUCAUUACAUACUGUUCCUGGUUUCCUGUGAGCAGCAUUUGAGUUCAAACACACCGUGGAUGUAUAACAAGAUCUGGGUAUCGCCCAGUGGAAGCUCACAAUGUUGCAUUUCCCUCAAAGACCUCCAUUAUAACGGACUGUCUGUGUUGACAGGACACCUAGAGCUGCAAACAAGGUGUUUUCGGUGCAGAUGUGCGACGUGGUGAACGAGAUCGAGCUUGAGAAGGAGCGCUGUGAGGACAGCAGCUUUGGAAACGUCACUUCAGGUUGCCAGGGCAUGUGGGACAUCAUCGCCUGCUGGCCCUCAGCCAGGGUCGGGGAGGUGGUUACAAUAACCUGCCCGACCUACUUCAGCUACUUCAGCGACGAGCACAAAGGUAACCUCUCCAAAACCUGCACAGCAGAUGGCUGGACUGAAAUGCAUCCUAUUGACAUCGCCAUGAACUGUGGAUACAACCUCAACAGCACCAGUGACGAUGGCAAGUUUUUCUGGCAAGUGAAGAUCGGCUACACCAUCGGCCACAGUGUUUCCCUCAUCUCUCUGACCACAGCUAUUGUGAUCCUCUGCAUCUUCAGGAAGCUCCACUGCACGAGGAACUACAUCCACAUGCAUCUGUUCGUGUCAUUCAUCCUGAAGGCCAUCGCCGUCUUCAUCAAGGAUGUCGUCCUCUACGAGGUCGGGGAGGUGGACAACUGCUCCUCGGGCUCCGUCGGCUGCAAAGUAGUGAUUGUGUUCUUCCAGUACUGUAUAAUGGCCAGCUUCUUCUGGCUGCUGGUGGAGGGUCUUUAUCUGCACGCACUGUUGGCCGUCUCUUUCUUCUCCGAGAGGAAAUACUUCUGGGCAUAUAUCCUGAUCGGCUGGGGAGGGCCGAUGGUCUUCAUCACAGCGUGGAGCAUCACUAAAGCCUACUUUAACGACGUGGGCUGCUGGGAUAUAAUCGAGAACACCGACGUCUUCUGGUGGAUCAUUAAAACCCCGAUUUUGGCGUCAAUCCUGAUGAACUUUAUUCUAUUCAUCUGCAUCAUACGAAUACUUCGCCAGAAAAUCAACUGCCCAGACAUUGGAAGAAACGAGUCCAACCAGUACUCGAGGCUGGCGAAGUCUACGCUGCUCCUGAUUCCUCUGUUUGGGAUCAACUUCAUCGUGUUUGCAUUCAUCCCGGAGCAAGUGAAGACCGAGCUCCGGCUGGUUUUCGACUUGAUUCUGGGGUCAUUUCAGGGCUUUGUGGUGGCUGUUCUUUACUGCUUCCUGAACGGAGAGGUGCAAGCCGAGAUCAAGAGGAAGUGGCGGAGGUGGCACCUGCAGAGAUACAUGGGCUCGGACACCAAAUACCAGCAUCCGUCCAUCGGCAGCAGCAACAACUUCAGCACCCAGAUCACCAUGCUGACACGCUGCAGCCCCAAAACACGGCGGACUUCCUCCUCCUGUAACGACGACCUGUCUUGCAUAUGAUCACACAAAGAGUGAUAGAGACGUUCAUGCUGUACAACAAACACUGGAGACAGAAGGACACAGCGUCUGUAAAGAAACGCGCUCGUUAGCACAUCUGCUAACGUGUUGCUGAAAGCAAAGUGAUGAGAAAACAUCUUGUUUAUCUCCAUGCUUCGUAAAAAAAAGUUGACAGAAAUGAGCUUCACAAACAGCCUUUUCACACUUGGAUGAGAACCAUUCACGAUUCAUUGCACAUGUACUGUACAGGGGAAUUAGUGAGUCAUCAUUAUGGAUCAUUUGGUCAAUCGUGAUUAAGUUCCCUGUGUGAUGUGUCACAUUUUAAUGGGGUUAGGUCAGGGAAUCCUAAUGUGAGCAGCACCAGCAGCCCUGCAAUCUGAUCUAAUUAUCACUGAUUAGAAAUCCCUUAGCAGAUUCCUGCAGCUCCAAACGAACAAGGCUGGCGCGAAGACACUGAUGUUAAAAGUAAAGGAGCUCUGUUCUUUUAACAGCAAAUCUGAUUAUUUAUAUUGUGACAUCAGAGGCAAAGAAUAGCACCAGAAAUGCAUUAUGAAGAUGUGAGAGGCGACCUAAAAAAGGACUGGAUGAUAACCAGCAGGAUUUUUUUUUGCUGCUGAUCCCAGCGAUGGGUUUGGAGUAUAAAUGCCCUUCUCUGCACUAUCACUCUCAUGAGACUGAUUUCCCUCCCAUCAGUACAGCCCACCCCCUUGUUUCGUGUGCUUCUGUGAUAUGUGUUUUUGUAUUUUAUUUGAUGAGCCGAUCGCUGACGAGUGCCUGGUUUCAUUGUUUCUGAAGUGACACUUUCAAUCCAAUCUUCAGCGGCUGAGAGCUGCGAAGAGGAAACGCCUUGAAGCAAAUCAGACUUUGAAUGUUUACAUUUACUCGGGAGUCAAAUCGCAUUGUACACACAAACAUACUGUGUAAAGGAUUACUCUAGAUUGUCGUGCCAAACCGUUUGCAUUGUUGCUACAAUAUCAGUAUUGCUGUUUGACAGGAAUUAUCGUGCUUGUUCAUGCAGCAGUCUGUGGCUGAAUGCUGAGCAUAGCAGCUGAAUAAUUGCACAUAAAAACAGACGUGUACAGAGAAGUGUCGGUCAGCGCUUUGUCGAUCCUUCAGUGUGAUUUUGAAUUCCCUUUGACCCGUCUGGGAGAAGUUUGUCCGACAUGUCAGUAGAGUUUUGUGCAAAGCAAAGCAAGGUGACAGGGAUGACUGGUCCUGUCACUGCCAGGCCAUCAUUGUGCUUUUCAGACCACAAGAUCAGACGUGAUGUGUUGUUUGCUGGUGACAAAAGAUAAAAGUUAUACUGCAUGUUUGGAAAUCCUUAUCCUCUGAGGGAGUGAGAUUUCCUUAAAUGAUCCCAGCUUGUUGUCAGUCAGUGUAAUUGUGCCAAAGUACCUCUCAUAAUGGUGAAUACAUAUGCACAUACAAAAGAAACAAGCCCAGUGAUUGGAGGUCAGUCAGGUGUUGCUAGAUAUUAUCUUUUAGUGUUUCGGUGACCUUGCAUGGUUGUUUUGUAUCAGUGAGAUAAUAAUCCAAAGUGGUUUUGAAAUAACCAUUUAAAUGUGCACUUAAAGCAAAUGCAGUGUUGAAUUCUGUGUUACAUAGAGGUGUUCAUUUGCGAGCUUGGAUAAUGUGUGUGUUUAGUAUUUGAUUGGUUAUGUGUUGCGUGUGAAACUGCAUACCUUUGAGAAGCUGCAAAUGUGAACACAGAAGGAUCUGUCUUAGGUUUCCUUUCUAUACUAUUCAUUGUUUUUGUUGUACAGUGUAUGUCAAGAUUGCCGUCUUGGCAGGAAUAUAA